Molecule: messenger RNA, 3472 nt
Organism: Paramacrobiotus metropolitanus
Lineage: Eukaryota; Metazoa; Tardigrada; Eutardigrada; Parachela; Macrobiotidae
Product: protein transport protein Sec16A-like
Exons: 4
Coding region: 1-3189 (1062 amino acids)
Biological process (GO): Golgi organization; autophagy; COPII vesicle coat assembly
Cellular component (GO): endoplasmic reticulum exit site; ER to Golgi transport vesicle membrane
Source: RefSeq, a predicted model, not a curated record
AUGAGCGAGUCUGCGCCCAAUGCCCCAGCUCAAACACCAAACGAUGAGGAAAUACUCGUGCCGAGCGCAGUAUGCAUUCGUCUCGUGAGGCACUGUCCGCGCGCGGACCACAUCCCCCGCGCAACGGGGAAGCUGGACUUCCUCCCGGAGCCGUCCAGUUCGCGGGGCAAAACCUCGCGGCAGAAUUCCGUCCGCAGCGAACGACCGAAGGAACUGAAGCUGGAUUCCAAUGGCGAGCACCGAGUGGACGGCAAUCGAUCCCGCGUGAGCAGUUAUAGUUCCCGCGCAAACGACGAGCAGCGCUUGGCGAAGAGCAGCCGACCCAAGGAUAGCGAAUCGUUUCGACAUGAGAAACCUCGGCCGAGUGAAUCGGAGCGAAGCGGCUAUGAUCAUUCCUACGGAAGCCUGAAGCGAGACCGACGACGUCCAUCCAACGGCAGGGAUUCGCGGGCUUCAGAAAAGAGCUUCCGGUCGGAAGGCCUGACGGACGAAUAUCUCAGGCAGUAUUAUCAGGACUGGCUGAGGCACUCCAACAUGCAGCAUCAACACCAGCCGAUGAACAUGUAUGGUUAUGGUGGCAUGUCCCAACUUUACUCGCCCAUGGCGACGACGGGCAUGUGGCCACAACCGGUUAUGUCCAAGCCUGCUAGUUCGGCCGAUCUGGUGGGGAUGGCGGCGACGACGGCGGCUGGUACGCCGAGUGUGCCACUAACCCCAGGUGCAUUUAUAAAGACUCAUGGAGAACAGCUACCUGCCGUGGCCACGCCAUUUGGUAUCAGGCCAUCGUUUCCGGGACCGUCCCUUAAUUCUGCGUUUAAGCCGAUUAGUACCCGAAGUGAUGCGGUCCCCGUGAGGAGAACUUCCGUGGUAGCGAAACCGUUACGGCCUCGAUUCUGGAGGGGAUGCCUGCUGUCAUCGGUUAGAACUGCCGAAAUUGUUCGAACUGGUCGAUCGUCGGCCGUCGUGAUAAAGGCGAAUUUGGAAAGAGAUUUCGAGAAACAUCGAAGUGAAAUGGAAAUAUUUCCGGGUAUGAUGCUAUGGGAUGAAGGAGACCUUCGUGAGCGAGUGGUGGAUUUUUGUCGGCAUAUGAGUAGUUUGGCACGGGACGCUGAUGAUACGUUUGUUUCCGAAAUGGAGUCUGUCUUCUGGGAUUUGGUUGUUCAUCUUUUAACGUGUGGUGAAAAUUCCCGUCCCUAUGAAGUAGCACAGAUAUUGUCGCGUUUGCUGCAAGAUCCGGGGCGUUCGUCGGUGGCAUCCCUGCGCAGUGAACUAAAUGGUCGAACUGGUCGUGAGCGUUACUCCGAAAGCCAAAUGAUUUUGGUCCGUCGGUGUAUGUUAGCCGGUGAUAUCGAGAGUGCGGUUAUUCAUGCAGAGAAUGGCGAAUGCUGGGAGCUCGCGAUGUGUUUGCAGACCAUUCAUUCUGACAUUGAAUGCAAAAAUCAUCAGGCAGUAGACCUGAUGAUGCGAACUUUGGACCAGAAACUUCAGCGUGGUGAUCCAGUGCAUACGGUAUGUUCAUUAGCUUGCGGAAAAAUGCCGAGUGUGGAAUCCUGUUUUAAAGAUUGGGUAUCGAAUUUGGCUGCGGUAUUAGCGUGUUCGGGAUUCAUCAGACAGGCUACACUGCGCUCAAAAUUCAUCGAUUCAUUGGCAGAACUGCUGCAUUUGACGGGAUUACCAAUGGGUCGGGAUAUAUGCGCGAUUUUUGGCAGUCCCGAACGCCGUUUCGAGAUGCAGCCGUUCACGCUUAUUGGAGGCAAUGAUCAAGAGUUUCAGCUAUCUCACUUCUUCAUGACGGAGGUUUUCGUUUAUUUGGCACAGAUUCUGCAGGGUAUUAACUUACACGCUAAUGCGGACUUGAUCCGCAUGGAACUAAUUUAUGUGCAGUCCUUGCUUGACAAUGAUUUAAAUGUCGCUGCCAUGGAGUAUUGUCGAAGUAUUGUCAUUGUGCUGAAGGACUAUGGUGUGCAAAUGGCCUUUGAAAAGUAUGCUCAAUUGUUUCAGAUGGUAAUUUCCAACACCCUUGCAGCCAAAUCUGUUAUGCACGAGGAGUGGUUUCGGUGGAUAUGGAAUAUUUUUAAUUCGUACUGUAACAAACAGACAUCGACUGCACCCAUUGUAGAACGGAACGACGUUAUGUCACUUUCCAGUGCCACUGAAUUUGCUGCUCCGCAAGAGAUACAACCGGGAAAUGUUAUUUUUUAUGAACCCGUGAGCGAGUCUAACAGCUCCAGAAGAGAAUCGUUCUCAAUGGAAACCGAUGCGCCUUCUCUAACUCCGAUGGAGACGGAGAAUGAGGCUGUUCGGAGAGAUUCACAAUUCUCUGGGAGUAAUGUGUUUGAAACAGUGGAGUUUCGACGAGGUUCUUCCGUGGAAAGAGCUCGUAGUGAUUCACUAUCGGUUAGCCGACCGAUAACUGCUGCUCAGGAAACAGGACAGGAGAGCACUGCUCCUGUGAUUCCAUUUUUCCCCGUAGCCGCCGCGUCGAAUGCGCCGCCUCACAGUAUGUUUAUGCCUACUUUUAAAACUCAGGAAUUACCGUCCCCCGAUUCAUCGACCUUCAAUACGGGCAAUGCGGAACACUUCGCCAGCAUUACUGCCACGGAUGAAUUACCUACUGAAUCCGAGGAUGACAAAGAAAAUGUGCCGGCGCAAAUCUAUGAUCCAACAAGGAUGUACGAUGAUUUGGACCAAAUGGGGAAACCACCUGUUAAACAGACUGGUAACGAAAGUGCUCCAACCCAACCAUCCUCGCGGUGGUUCCCUAAUAUUUUCGGGAAGAACACCUUAGUCAAAAACGUUGGGAAGAGUAUUUUCAGUAAAUUCGGGAGGUCAAAGCAGAUCCACUUACCGGAUGAUUCGAAAAAGACGUUGAUAUACGAUGAGAAAAAGAAGCGCUGGAUCGACACCAGUAAACCGGAUAGCGAACAGGAAGCAGCAGUACCUCCGCCACCGAAACUGGAUUUCCCACAGCCCAACUUUAGUCAGCCUAAGUUCCCGGGUGCGUUUCCCCCCGGUGCACCUGUCAUGCCGUCCAUUCCCAAUGGCAACAUGUUUCGUCUGGGUGCGGGACCGAGUAAUGCUGGAUACAAUCCGUACGCGACCAUAAUGUCGUCGCUGCAGGCUGCCCCAUUGAAGCCCAUCGAUUUAGCGAACCACUUCAUACCGGCUCCAACCAUUCCAGAAGAAUGAAAGCUGCUAUCGUGAAGAAAUUUUGUGAAAAAUGGUACCGUACUUGGUACUUUUAUAAUAGUCUUUCUGCGGCUUUUGCUUUGUACCAGACAUGCGUCUUUUUUCCCUUUUUUUUGCCCGGGAUAGUACACGUGGAAUGUUUUGACUUGUGAAUGAUAGGCUGUUUUGACAACGUGCAUCACUUUUCCGAUGAAAUAUUUUUAUUUUCCGUGUGAAACUUAUUUAUUUUCUCUUGUUUAAUAUAGUGGAGUAUCUUUUAAUUAAAGUAAGCCACGCUGCCAAA